GAUUUAAGAGCUGGAGCACGACAGGCAUUUUAUUCCAUUUCCCUCUGCUCCGAUCAAGCCGAUACCUCACCUCGCCGGCCAGGCCCGGCUUCUCAAUUUCUUCGGUCCAUAAAAGAUCGCCGGAGGAGCACCAAAUACUCCACCUCCACCGUCGUAUUUACUGUCUUUUCGUCAUGGACCGGGCCUCUGUUGUCCACCUCCUGCUCCUCCUAUCCCUGAUCUACGCCUGCGUGGCGGAGAUAAAAGACCUAAAGAUCACAACAGACUCCCGCUCUAUCAUCCUGUUCGAGAAAUUUGGCUUCACUCGGCGCGGAUUCGUUGAUAUUACUGUCUCCGACGUCUCUGUCUCGUCCUCCGUUUCUUCCCCUGACCCGUCGCUCUUCGGUUUUUUCCUCCUCUCCGAUGAGAAACUCAUUCAGGCCAUCUACGGAUCCCAGCAAGAAAUAUCCAACUCGAACGCUAACCCUGAUGGAGAUGCCUCCUGCAUCCUCUCCAACCUCUACGUCAACCCGCUCUUCACUUUCCGUGAUCUCUCGCAAUCGCCGCCCAAGUCAUACAACCGCUCAUUCCCGAUCAUCCACCCCGAUGAGUACAGUCUUUACUUUGCCAACUGCGCCGCUGGGAGCCAGGUUAGCAUGUCCGUCCUCACCAAGAUGUAUAAUGUUCACCCCGACGGUUUCCGUGACUACCUCUCCGUGGGUUGGGCUUCCGUCCCAUCGAUUUACUUUUGCUUCGCCGUCGUUUACGUUAUCUUCUUCGCCGUGUGGGUCUACUUCUCUCUUUGGAAGAGUCGCUUAUCUGCCCAUCGAAUCCACCAGAUAAUGUCUGGUCUCCUUCUAGCCAAGGCUCUUAAUCUCAUCUGUGCCGCUGAGGACCAGCACUAUAUCCGGGUCACAGGCACUCCCCACGGCUGGGACGUCCUCUUCUACCUUUUCCAGUUCCUCAAGGGCGUUCUCCUCUUUACGGUCAUCAUCCUCAUAGGGACCGGAUGGUCUUUCCUGAAACCCUUCCUCCAGGAGCGAGAGAAGAAGGUUCUCAUGAUUGUGAUCCCCCUCCAAGUUGUCGCUAACAUUGCGUCUGUUGUGAUCGGGGAGACUGGACCGUUCAUCCAGGAAUGGGUUACCUGGAACCAGCUCUUCCUCUUCAUUGACAUCAUCUGCUGCUGUGCAAUUAUGCUCCCCAUACUAUGGUCAAUCCGAACGCUGAGGGAGACUUCGAAGACUGAUGGAAAGGCUGCGAGAACUCUAGCCAAGCUUACUCUUUUCAGGCAGUUCUACAUAGUAUUGGUGGGGUACUUGUACUUCACUAGGAUCGUGGUAUAUGCGCUUAAGACAAUUGCUGCUUAUAAGUACCGGUGGGUGAGCGUGGCGGCUGAGGAAAUCGCCAGCUUCGCAUUCUACAUCUUCAUUUUCUAUACGUUUAGGCCAGUGGAGAGGAACCAGUACUUCGUUCUUGAUGACGAGGAGGAAGAGGCAGCAGAGGUUGCUCUCAGAGAGGUGGAGUUUGAGCUCUGAAUACUUAGAAGAUAGAAAAUGAUUAAUUUGACGUCGGUUUUGCUUCCUUCACCUUAGUAUGUGUUACUUUAAUGAUCAUUUUCUGUCUCCUCAAAAUUUUGUUAUUUGUUUGGCUAUUGGAAUUUGGAACUUUGAAAACUAGGUCAAAUACCUCUCCUAAGGUAAGCUAUACAUUGUUUCUCUUUCUUCUGUAUAAUUAAUUAACGAGGAAUGUUGAUUGGAUUGUUCUUGCUUUUA
Dendrobium catenatum is the source of this 1751-nucleotide messenger RNA. RefSeq names its product protein GPR107. Gene Ontology annotation, biological process: transport. NCBI's taxonomy places the organism in Eukaryota, Viridiplantae, Streptophyta, Magnoliopsida, Asparagales, Orchidaceae. The transcript has a single exon. Gene Ontology annotation, cellular component: membrane; Golgi apparatus. The record is from RefSeq and is a predicted model, not a curated record. The coding region runs from base 174 to 1514 and encodes 446 amino acids.